Cryptococcus amylolentus CBS 6039 is the source of this 1050-nucleotide messenger RNA. RefSeq lists its product as hypothetical. The coding region runs from base 1 to 1050 and encodes 349 amino acids. Gene Ontology annotation, cellular component: SUMO activating enzyme complex; cytoplasm. The record is from RefSeq and is a predicted model, not a curated record. Lineage: Eukaryota; Fungi; Basidiomycota; Tremellomycetes; Tremellales; Cryptococcaceae. Gene Ontology annotation, biological process: protein sumoylation. The transcript has 6 exons. Gene Ontology annotation, molecular function: SUMO activating enzyme activity.
AUGAGCACCGAAAACCAGAACCAGCAGCAGAUCACUGAGGACGAGGCAUCCUUGUACGACAGGCAGAUCCGAUUAUGGGGUCUUGAGGCCCAGAACCGAAUGCGUUCAUCCACCGUGCUCAUACUGUCUCUCCGGUCCCUCGCCCACGAAACCAUCAAGAACCUUGUGCUGGCUGGUAUUGGUCGGCUGAUCGUUGCCGACUCUGGUGUCGUCACUGAGGAGGACCUCGGGUCAGGCUUCCUCUUUCGUGAAGAGGACGGCGCGCUCGGAAAGUCUAGGACAGAAGCAGCUCUCCCGCAGAUAGCGUCACUCAACCCGCUCGUGACGCUGAGCGAGAUGACAUUGGAAAGCUUCCAGGGGGCGGAGGACGAUGUUGCAGCGGUUCUGAGAAAGGAAAGUGUGAACGUCGUUGUUGCGUGUGACCUGUCGACCACCCAGAAUGAACUCACCAACGCUGCUGCUCGCAAGGCUGGCUCUUUGUUCUACGCCGCCGGCACCUAUGGCUUCUUUGGUUAUGCCUUUGCCGACCUCGGCGACUCCUACGAAUAUGUAGUCAAUCAGACAGAGGGCCUCGCGAAAAAGUCCCUCACAUAUACCCCUCUGAGCGCCGCCCUUGACGAAACCAAGUGGGGCCAGGCGAAUGGAAGUCCUUUCCGAGGUCAGACCCGGAACACAACCAAGGGCAUGGCUCCCAAUGCUUCUUUGGGCAUACUAGCCCUUUGGAAGUACGAGAAGGAAAACGGUCAUCUGCCCAGCGACGACUCUGCUCUGGAAGCUCUCACCUCCAUAUCCAGCUCUUUAAUUACCUCCCUCGGUGUCAACCCCAAAGCUCUCGCCGCUGUUGAACAAUCCACCCUCUCUCAUCUCGCCUCCCACGCUACGCACUUCUUCGCACCUACUCUCGCCAUCUUGGGUGGCCUCCUCGCCCAGGAUGUAUUGAGGGCGCUGAGUAGAAAAGACAAGCCUUUUGCGAAUCUGUUAGCUGUGGAUACCAUGACUGGUCUGGGGACAGUGAACAGGUGGAGCAUGGAAGAUGCCAAGGAUGUGUAG